Molecule: messenger RNA, 2001 nt
Organism: Branchiostoma floridae (Florida lancelet)
Lineage: Eukaryota; Metazoa; Chordata; Leptocardii; Amphioxiformes; Branchiostomatidae
Product: ectonucleoside triphosphate diphosphohydrolase 5-like
Exons: 15
Coding region: 213-1670 (485 amino acids)
Biological process (GO): nucleoside diphosphate catabolic process
Cellular component (GO): membrane
Molecular function (GO): GDP phosphatase activity; UDP phosphatase activity
Source: RefSeq, a predicted model, not a curated record
UGAGGAUGAGGAGAUACUUCCGGGUUAUUGAUCGACUGAAAGCAUACACGCAGACUACAUGAAGUUACCGGUAUUUCCAGGUUUGCCGCUUCCCACUUGUCUUCAAUAGCCCUCCGAUUAUCUCAAGAUGUUCAAGACUUAGUUGGUAACGGAAGGAAGCCAAGACAUCCACGACUGUGCCAUGAGGACCGAGGCUGUGCUGCGAUCUCCGCAUGACGCUUCGUCGAGACGGGUCAGCUGGCAUGUCUCUGGUUCAGCUUACUAGGUCGGGGGUGGUCAUGGGGGCGUCAGGGUUGGGACUGUUCCUCGUGUUCCUGGUCGUGCAUUCCGGCCGCCUGACCCUGCAACACCAGGCCGGGUCGGACAUCAACGUGUCCAGCGACAGGGAGAAUGGGCUCAUCCAGGAGGUGUGGCAGCGCGAGCGGGCGCGGCCGGGCAGGAGCCAGAUUCUGUACGGCGUGAUGAUCGACGCUGGCAGCACCGGCAGCCGCCUGCACGUCUUCAAGUUCAGGAGGAACAGUGAAGAUGAUAUCACACUGGUGUCGGAGAAGUUCGAGUCCAUCAAGCCAGGACUCUCCUCGUACGCCGACGAUCCCGAUGAGGGUGCUGCCAGUAUACGUGGUUUGGUGCAGAUCGCCCAGGAAGUAGUGCCUGUUGCCAUGCAGAGGACCACGCCCUUAGCGCUGAAGGCCACCGCGGGGCUGCGCAUGUUACCCGAGGCCAAGGCUCAGACACUGCUGGAUAAGGUGCAGGAAGUGUUUGAGGCGUCCCCUUUCCUGGUGAGGAAGGACAGUGUUGUCGUCAUGAACGGCCUAGAUGAAGGUCUGUUUGCGUGGUUCACUGUCAACUUUUUGAUAGGCGCCCUCGGGUCUAAAGAGAAGCACUCAACCAAAGGAGCUUUAGACCUGGGAGGGGGGUCCACACAAAUCACAUUUUCUCCUAGGGACAAGGAAACUCUCCGGUCGUCCCCUGAGAGCUUUGUGAGGCCCGUUACGAUAUUCCACAAGACGUAUAUGCUGUAUGUACAUAGCUAUCUGGGUUUUGGGCUGAUGGCGGCCAGGCUGAGAAUGAUGGGAAUGGAGACGGAGGACAUCAACAGAAGAUCCGUCAAGGGCAGCCUGAGAAGUGCCUGUCUGCCUGCAGACUUCCGGGGGGCCUUCGAGCACUCAGGCAUGGAGUACCCUGUGUCAGGGCUGCCCGAGGGAGAGGCCGGGUUCGGGGCUUGUUGGGCGGCCGCGCUGGCGAUGGUCAGCAGACGGAUCCACCAGCCAGUCCUGAGUUCGGCCUCAUGUGAUCAGAUAGGGCCUGACUCGCACAAUGUUUGCCAAUCCAAACAGCCAGCUCAGAAAACUUGUUUAUAUUCUCAAGAUGAAGUCAGACAAGAACCAUUCUAUGCAUUUUCCUACUACUUUGACCGAGCGAAAGAGUCUGGCAUGAUAGGUGAAGAAGGUGGAAGCUUGAAGGUUUCCAAGUUCAAGCAGAGAGCAGAAGAAGUGUGCAGAAAACCACUGCCAGAGUACCCGUUCAUGUGCAUGGACCUGUGCUACAUCAGCGCACUCCUACAGGAGGGCUUCGGCUUCAACCCCAACAACGUGCUCAUGCUGAGGAAAAAGAUAGACGGUGUUGAGACGAGUUGGGCGCUGGGAGCGACAUUCCGUAUGCUCAGCUGAUGAUCCUCUAGUGCAGGAGCCUGCAUUCAACUUCAGAACUGUAUAGCACCAAACAACGCAGGACGUGUUCAUUCUCUGAUUCCCUUUAAAGCUGUGAUAGACAGCAGAAAAUGCCAGUUCUCUGGUCCUACUUCUGGAUGUCAGGAGUUCCCCUGGAUGUGUUGCUGGUCCCGAAACUGCUCAGUAACCAGGAGUAAAACGAAGAGAGACGUUCAUCAUUAAGAAAUCUGGAGACACUUUGGACACAUUUGUCCCAUGAGUGCCAAAGCCCAGUUUUGGGGCGCCUCUGAUGGAAUCCUUGGUCCUGCCUGUGGCAUGUCACAAGAUCAUU